UGGUUUGUCAGAGAUGAGCUGUGAUUAUCUGGCAGCAGCAAUGAAGUCCAACCCCUCCCAUCUGAGACAGCUGGAUCUGAGCUACAACAACCUGCAGAAUUCAGGAGUGAAACAGCUGUGUGGUUUUCUGGAGAGUCCAGGAUGUGGACUUGAAAUUCUGAGAUUUGAGGACUGUGGUUUGUCAGAGAUGAGCUGUGAUUAUCUGGCAGCAGCGCUUAAGUCCAACCUCUCCCAUCUGAGAGUGCUGGACCUGAGUGACAACGACCAGCUGCAGGAUUCAGGAGUGAAGCAGCUGUGUGGUUUUCUGGAGAGUCCAGGAUGUGUACUUGAAACUCUGAAGUCAGUAACCAUGUUUUAGUUGUGCUGAGAUGAAUAUGAUGUGAAAGUUGUGCUGACACUAAACUGCAGACAUAAGGCUGAUAUUAUACUGAUCCACUCUAAGGAUGUUCAUGGUGAAGUUUGUUUUCUUCUCUGGUUUAGUCUAUUGACUGUAGCAGAACAAUCUUCACAUUUCAAAAAGUGAUAUUCAACGUAUGGCCCGUGGCCCACACGUGGCCCUCACAGGUCAAAGGUCACGGCUCAUGGCAAUCUGUGAAACAGAAACAGUGUGGAGUUGGUACCUGUUGAUUCCUGAGCUUUGAUAGUCAAAGGAGCUUGCAAAGAAAAGCGUCUGGACUUCUUUAAGUUACUU
This is a messenger RNA of Maylandia zebra (zebra mbuna), 691 nucleotides long. Lineage: Eukaryota; Metazoa; Chordata; Actinopteri; Cichliformes; Cichlidae. The record is from RefSeq and is a predicted model, not a curated record.